Molecule: messenger RNA, 2622 nt
Organism: Schizophyllum commune H4-8
Lineage: Eukaryota; Fungi; Basidiomycota; Agaricomycetes; Agaricales; Schizophyllaceae
Exons: 7
Coding region: 1-2622 (873 amino acids)
Molecular function (GO): protein binding
Source: RefSeq, a predicted model, not a curated record
AUGCGAAGGAUACUGAGCAAAGGCAAAGGCAAGGGGACCACGGAUACCACAGACGCCAAGCAGCAGAUGCUGGCCGGACGAGGUCGGAGAAGCCAAGUCGCGAUAGAUGGCCUCGUGGCACUUCUCGCGUUUGGGAAAGAUUCAACUGACGGUUUCGGCCUGGCGAAGGGGGUUCUAGGAGGGUUGCUCUAUGUGAUUGAGACGGCCAGACUUUUCGAGGCGAACAAGCAGGAAUGGUCUACCUUCGCAUCCUUCCUGAGCGGACUUCACGACGAUGUGGCUAGCGCGACGCGGCGCUUUGACUCAAAGGUACCGCAUGAUCUCGCAGAAGACCUCCGGAAGCUGCAGCAGCCAUUAUUGCAAGUUGCUAUCGAAAUGAAGCAGAUGUCUUCGCGCUCUGGCAUGGCUAAGCUGUUACAGACGCGCGAGGAUCCACAGAAGAUUGCGCGCUUCCGAGUGCUCAUUGACGCUGCUACCACGAGAUUCACGGUGGUGCGGCUUGUCAACGUCGAGCGCAUUCUUGGCCAUGUCAGCGAUCAAGUGCAUCACGUUGGGCAACAAGUCGGCCAGGUCGGGACUCAGAUAAGCAAUGUCGAGCGUCAGAUAGACGAGAUCGCACUAUCCAUGAGGAGUAUAGCCGAGCAUAAGCACUCUGGCUCUUCGACGCCCUCGACGACGGGCUUUCGGGUGCUCAAGCCCUGUCCGCCGCCAACGCAUGCGUACACCGGACGAAAAGACAUCCUGGAUAAGAUGCACGCCUACUUCGCCCCCGUGAACGGCAAGCGCAAGGUAUUCGUCUUGUAUGGCCUCGGAGGGGCCGGCAAGACACAAGUGGGCUGCAAGUUCGUCGAGAUGAGCCAGUUCGACAGCGAGACACAGCGGUUCUCCGAGGUCUUCUACCUGGACGCCUCGACGAAGGACACCCUCAUCGCCGAUCUCAAGGCGCUCGCUAUCGCCAAGGAAGCCGGCAAGCGCGUCGACGAUGCGCUCACCUGGCUCGCACGGCAUACGGAGGACUGGCUGCUGUUCUUCAACAACGCGGACGACCCGAAGCUGAACAUCAAGCAGUACUUCCCCGCCUGCUCUCACGGCAACAUCCUCAUCACGACGAGAAACCGCGCGCCGCUCGGGCACUCCGCAGCGUCCAUACCGCAUUGCAAUGUCGGCGCCAUGUCCAAAGCGGACGCGAAGCUCCUGCUACUGCAGAUGGCAGGCCUCCUGGAAGUUCGCGAUGAGGAGAAGAAGAACGCUUCCCAGAUUGUUUCCGCCCUGGGCUACCUUGCUUUAGCGAUCGCUCAAGCCGGCGUCUUCAUCUUCAAGACUCACUGCACGCUGGCCCGCUAUUUCUCGAUGUACCGUGAACGGCAUCACGCCGUACUCGAGUUUUUCAAGGACAGCCUCGAUGGAUACCAGUACACGGUCUACACGGCGUGGAUCAUCAGCUUCGACCAGCUGAGGCGGCAGAACGCUGAUGCCGCUGCCGUCCUCCAGAUGUGCGCCUUCUUCCAUCAUGACAACGUCUCCCGCGCCAUGUUCCGCAAUGCCGUCGAGAAUCUCCUUGGCCCGGGGAGCGAUCACGUCCUAAUGGAGGAGACCGAGUCGAACACGAAGGCGCUCACAGCUGCGAAGACCUUCCUCGCUGCCUUCGCCGACGACAACUCCGCAUGGGACGACCUCAAGUUCCUCCGCCUGCUCGCCGACAUCCAGUCGUAUUCUCUCAUACAGUACGACCGCAACACGGAGACGUUCUCCAUUCACCCGCUUGUACAUACGUGGUGUCUGACGACAAUUUCCGACCCUUCAAUAUUCAGGCUGGCGGCAGCCUUCGUGAUAGGACGGUCCAUACACUGGAGGUACAGUACCGAAGACUACACCUACCGACGUCUCCUCCUUCCACAUCUCAAUGCUAUCUCGCAGAACAUCGCCGCGCUCGACCCUUCCGUCGGUCUAGAGAUCGCCUUGGCAUACUACGAGUCCGGGCGGAACGAGGAAUGCGAGCGGCUGGUGAGGUUCGUCGUCGACGCGCAGGCGCGUAUAUUCGGCGCGCAUGCCCUCGAUACGCUCAAGACCCUCGCAAAGCUCGCGAGCGUAUACGCGCAGCAGGGCCGCUGGAGCGAGGCGCAGGCCAUCGACGAGACAGUCCUGAGCGUGCGACGGCGCGAGCUCGGCGACACGCACCCCCACACACUCGUCGCGAUGAACAACCUCGGCAUCACCUACCGCGAGCAGCACCGCUGGCGCGAAGCGGAGGAGCUCUUCCUCGAAGUCCGCGACACGCGCGAGCGCCUCCUCGGGCGGGAUCACGCCGACACUCUGCGCGUCCAGUCGAACCUUGCGGAGACUUACCGGUGGCAGGGGAGAGAUAAGGCGGCGGAGGAGUUGGAGUUGGAUGUGAUAGCGGCGCGGACGCGCACACUGGGCGAGGAACACCCGGAUACAUUGACCGCGAUGGGUCGACUCGCAGCUUCGUACAUGCAGCAGGGGCGGCAGGAAGACGCGGAGCAGCUACAGAAGCGGGUCUUCGACAUAUACCAGCGCACGACGGGAGAACGGCCGCAAUCGUUGGAUGCGAUGCCCAGCCCCGGGUUGGAGAGGAGUAUUUGGCUUUCCUGGUCGGACUAA